AUGGAUGCCUGGAACGACAUCAGCAAAAUUAUGAAAGGCGAUACAGGGGAGGUCAAAAAGAAAAUGGAAUCUUUAUUAACAUCAUUCCGACGUGAGAGACAAAAACAAGAUAGCUCGUUUAAAACUGGCUUAGGAACCGACACAAUUUUUAAAUCUAGCUGGUUCGCUUUCAAAGAAAUGCUUUUCUUGAUGGACAAGUUUAUACCAAAAGACACUAAAAACACUGAGGAGAUGAUUCGACCAAGGAAUCAAUAUCAAGAAGAGGAGGAGGAGAAGGAAGUGGAAGAAGACAUGGCCAACAAUGACAUAGCUAUUGACGAAAUUAAUAAUGACACGCAAGUAACAGAAGUACAAGAACGAAUAACCCUCAAAAGAAAAUCAAAUUUUAUAUCUCCCAAGAGGGUCAAACGGGUACCAUCUGUGGCUUCUGUGAAUCAAGGAGCAACCAGUGCUAUCUCUAGAGGGCAAGAAGCAUACCAAAUAUUACAAGAAACACUUGCAAGUAAAAAAACAAGAGACGGUAGCACAAUUUUUGGAGAACAUGUUGCUGCAAAGCAUAGAAAAUACAGCGCGCAUACACAAAGUGAAGUGGAACAUCUAAUUGGAGAUAUUCUGUAUAAGGCUGAUAAGGGACUUUAUGAACCACACGUGUCCUCAAUCAGUUCCAUUAGCCACAAACAAUAUUAUUUAUCUCAACCCAAUCAACAAAUUCAUACGAGUAUCACGCCUAGUACAACACCCAAUUCGUAUAAUCAAUAUGCUUCAGACACUCAAAGCAUCAGUACUCCUUUACCAUCACCUUCAGAAUCAGAUGGUCCACUGAAUGAAAAUGAGUCUUUUUUGUCGGCGACCCCAACAAACCUGACGUUACAGGAAACUGAUAAUCCGAAGACACCCAUCAUACGUUUUAUAAAUGCAUUUACAGAUAGUCUUUAA
Molecule: messenger RNA, 936 nt
Organism: Acanthoscelides obtectus
Lineage: Eukaryota; Metazoa; Arthropoda; Insecta; Coleoptera; Chrysomelidae
Source: the annotation of a GenBank genome assembly